Molecule: messenger RNA, 3507 nt
Organism: Orbicella faveolata
Lineage: Eukaryota; Metazoa; Cnidaria; Anthozoa; Scleractinia; Merulinidae
Product: adenosine receptor A3-like
Biological process (GO): G protein-coupled receptor signaling pathway
Cellular component (GO): plasma membrane
Molecular function (GO): G protein-coupled receptor activity
Source: RefSeq, a predicted model, not a curated record
UGUUUGUUUGUUUUUUUUUUAUUGUCCUUUUGCGCGCGCUGAAUUGUAUUUUGUAAGAAAAAUGGAGGUUAUUGUUUCCUGCAGCCUAGCCUGCAGUGGCGCUCGCCUGUCAACAUUCGCUGUUACCCUCUGACGUCAUAGAUUGUACAUCAAUAAAAUAGCAAGGAUCAAAAUCUUAUCGCGCAUGAAUAUAGAACAAAUAAAACAGAACGUGACCGCUUGAGGCGUGCUAGAUCGCUAUCGGCGAAUCUUACGCUCGUUAUUUAUUUCUGUUUCUAUGAUAUGGGUUACAUCUUGCAACUUUUAAACAUAACGGAUCUAAAAACUUACCUUUCGAAUUGUAAAUGGGAUUCUGAUUAAACAACACUUUAAACGAGCUGCAUUGCAACUUACUAUAACAGCCCUUAGCUUGUCCGUCUUUUUGCGCCAUAUUUCGUUAGGAUUAUUUAAACAAAUCAGCAUUCUCGUAUGAAUAAGCCAAUUAACGGGGGCGUUAUUUCAGCCUUUGCCAUGAUUUUUCCUCGCACGCCAUUGGGAAAAGUGGAGAAGACCUUGGGAACGAGGUUGACUUUGUAUCGAAACGAAUUGUAUUGAAACUAUCUACAACUAAGGUGAAUUAAUACGCUUACGCUGUGAAAACGUCAGUCAAACGGCAAAAAGUUGUGAAAUCACGCCAGUUCUCAAGCUGAAAGUAAAACUCGACACAAUUCCGUUAUCGCUUGCACCGAACGGCCGUCAGCUAUUCCACCAAACAAGUGAAACAUUUUGAGAAUUCCAACAUUAGUAAGUGAAGUAUCUACAGCGCAAACAUACACAUAUGGAACCAUCUGUCAGAUAGCUCUGAAUUGGAAACCAUCUUGAUAGCAUUUAAUUCAGUGCAUAAAAGGCGGUUCCGAUAGUGUAAUAUAGAAUCGCCGUCGCUUUCGAGUGAUCAAAUGAUCCUGAGUGGAUUUUGAGAAACAUCUUUCACUUAAACAGCUAAUCUCACUUGCGGAACAAAUGGCGACGGCAAACGUAACUGGAGGUGGAAAGCAGACGGAAUCAUUUUCACAACAACUUUGCUCUGUCAGUUUGACGGACGGAAUACAUGGAGAGUUGUUAUUUAUUGCAGCGUUGGACAUUAUUCUAUCAGUCACAGCCUUUCUUGGGAAUACUCUGAUUCUAAUUGCUCUUCGCAAAGAGUCUUCCCUUCAUCCUCCAUCCAAAGUCUUGUUUAAGUGUCUGGCAACAACUGAUCUCUGCGUUGGCCUUAUAGUACAGCCUAUCCAUAUUUCCUAUUUGAUAUCCCGAGUUCAGGAGAAAUGGGAUUUGUGUCCUUACGCAGUUGCCUCCCAUUUUGUAGCCUGCUAUACUCUAUCUGGAGUCUCGUUGUUAACAGUGACUGCAAUAAGCGUGGACAGACUUCUCGCUCUGUUCUUGGAGCUGAGGUACAGACAGGUUGUAACUUUAAAGCGAACAUAUGUUAUUGUAGUUGUGUUUUGGGUUGUGAGCAUUCUCGGUGCGACAUCGUACCUCAUUAAUGAUCAUAUCACUUUCUGGUAUGGCUGGAUAGUCAUUUCGCUGUGUGUAGUGAUCUCGAUCUCCGCUUACACAAAGAUUUUCCUCACACUCCGUCGUCGCCAAACGCAGUUACAAGACCACACUCAACAACCAAGCCAAGGAAUUCCACUGAACUUAUCGCGAUACAGAAAGGCAGUGUUCAGUGCACUAUGGGUGCAGUUAGCAUUAGUUGUUUGUUAUCUACCAUAUUGCAUAGUUUCAGCCUGUUUCCGAUACGACAGACAAUCUGUAUCCUAUUUUCUCGCUUGGGAAUUAACAAUCACUCUAGCCUACUUGAAUUCGUCGCUAAAUCCUUUUCUUUAUUGCUGGAAGAUCAGUGACGUAAAACAAGCAGUGAAGAUGACAAUCAGAGAAAUGCUGUCCUGUUCAUAGGGUUAGUUCACAAAAUUGAGAUAUUUUGUGAGAGAUACUUCAUGGAGAUCAAACUCGCAGUUCACUUUUACUCAUAUUCGGGUUGAAGAUUUAAAAUAUUGCCUUGUAGUACGUGCUUAAAAAAGAAAAAAAAAAACAGAAACAUUUUUAUUCGAAAACUGUUAUGUGUUAUUUGAUUAUUUCACAGCGUAUCUUAUCAAUACCCUAGUCUGUGGUAAAUAUUACAGCAUCCAUAUCUCAAGCAAAACUCCUAACAAUUGUGUGCUAUGUUUUCUUUACAAGAAGACUGGAAUGAUACUGCUUCCUUAUUACUUUCAAUCCUCUGAUAUCGUGAUAUUAAUACCUCGGUAGUAAAUGUUAAAUAAAAAGCCUGAAAAAGAACAUAUUUUGUCAUUCAGUAUGAGUAGCCUUCUAAAAAAUUUAUAAGGCGAAUUUUGGUUCCGUAGGAAACCGUGAUACUAAUGCCUCGGUGGUUAUUAUAAUUAUUAUUAUUAUUAAAUGAGAAAUACACAGCCCGAAAAACAACUUCUUUCGUCAUAAAAUAUGAAUAUGAAUAUCCUUCUGAAAAAUUUAUGUCACCUGUUGUAAUCCAUCAGUCACGAAUAUUUUAUCUGGCGUGCGAUUAGUCUAACUGAAACAGGUGACGCGAUGCAGCCGAAACGGAAGAAUAUCACAUGUUAUUAAAACUGGAUCAUUGGGUAAUGCAUUUCGAGAGUUUUCAUUGGCUUAGCCAUCAUGGGGUAUGAGCCAUUAUACCAUGUUCUGUACACGUGAUUUCUUGGGGCUUUUUAGUUUUAUUUUAGUUUUCUAUAUUGUUGGGGCGUUUUUGAUAAAAUCAUUAUUCCACUCGCGCUUGUUGGAUAUGAGAAGAGUAAAGCCAGCUUGGGGCUACGCGCCUCUUUGGUUAUCUACUAUCUCAUGUCCAACACGCGCCCGUGGAAUAAUUGUUAAAGAUCUUCAUAUGAUAUCCCCCAAAUUUAAUGGUACUGAGUAUUUCAACGAACUUACAAUAUUUUUGAACUCCAACAACAGCUUAGGCUGAAAAGAGGUCUCCCCAAAAAGUGACCUUAUGUAUGAAGAAAAUGCAAUGUUGCCCACUUCCACUUACCACUGCCCACUUGGCUGGAAACAGUCCCAUUGUUAGGUGUCUUGUGGUGUCUUGUGUUAGGUAGCCAAUGAGAGCGCGCGCUUUUGAGGGAAAUUUCCAGUUAUAUAACAAAAAUUCUUAACGUCUUAACAGGGUCACAACCAACACACUGGAAAUUAUCACGUGACAGCUAACCACUUCCAUCUUUGUUCACAGCUUUGUCCACAGUCUCUCAGUCUUUAUUAUUGAAACACGGGUACACAUUCCUUAAUGCUACUGAGGUUACGGCUUCAACCAGAUUGUGCUGCCGGAGGCCCGAUGGGAUUGAAAAACUCGCUCAAAUCGCGGGUUAACAGAACAUCCAGGUCAUUCAUGAACGUAUUAGGGAGUUUAAGAAGCUGCGACGGCGUCGCCCGGGACAAUGUCGAUUUGUUUUUUACCACAAUAUCAACAUCAAAGAAAAUGUUUUUUUUUUUUUUUUUUCAGAG